ACGCGGUCUGGCAGAAUGAAGGAGGAGUCAGCGGACCGGACUUUGCCCCGCCUCCGGGCCGGAGGGAAUCCCCGCCCCCGCUUGAAGUGGUGCCCCGCCCCCGCCGGGGAGCUGAACUUUGGCACAAGUUUCCCCGAGCCGCAUAACACUCGCCUCUUCGGAGACGAACGCGCUGCAAAAAUGUACAUCUGGUUCACAGUUCUCGCCGGACUGGCUCUUGUGUCCUUCUCAUUCCUCAAGACAUGUUUCCCCCACCUCCACGAGGACUGCGCGUACAUCCUGACGAGCCUGAAGCUCUGCUUACGCCUCAUCAAAUACAAGAAGAGCAAACCUUUCUACAGCGUGUUGGACCACUUCUUGGAUGCGGUGAAGAAGCAUCCCAGUAAGAUCCUUCUGCACUUUGAAGGACGCGAGUACACUUACGGAGAAGUGGACCGGCAGAGCAACAAGGUGGCGCGCGCGCUGCGGGCUGAAGCCCGGCUGAAGGAGGGGGACACGGUGGCCCUGUUUCUGACCAACGAGCCCUGCUUCAUGUGGACUUGGGUCGGUGUGGCCAAGCUGGGUUGUUCGGCCGCUCUGCUCAACGUCAACAUCAGGUCCAAGUCUCUGCUGCACUGUUUCUCGUGCUGCGCGGCCAAAGUGAUCGUGGCGUCCAAAGAGCUGGAGGGAGCUUUGGAGGAGGUUCUGCCGACGCUGCGGGAGCAAGGCAUCAGCGUGUACCUCCUGUCGGAGACCUGCAGCAUCCAGGGCAUCAACACCUUGUCUGACAAGAUCUCCAAGGCCUCCGAUGAGCCGCUGCCCCGGGACCUCAGGGCCAACGUCACCAUCAGGAGCACCGCUUUGUACAUCUACACGUCGGGCACCACAGGUUUACCUAAAGCUGCCGUUGUCACCCAUGAGCGGAUUUGGACCGCCUGCUUGAUUCAGGCGAUAUGCGGAGUCACAUCCGAGGACGUCUUCUACAUCAACCUGCCUCUUUAUCACAGCGCAGGCUUCGUCAUCGGAAUGAUUGGCGGCAUGGAGAGAGGUUUAACCAUCGUCCUGAGGAGAAAGUUCUCUGCCUCUCAGUUCUGGGACGACUGCAGGAAGCACAACGUGACGGUGAUCCAGUACAUUGGUGAAACGAUGCGCUACCUCUGCAACACGCCCGUGAGCGACAGCGAGAAGAACCACCGAGUGAGGAUCGCCAUUGGCAACGGGGUCCGAACGGACAUUUGGACCGAGUUUCUGAACCGCUUCGGGGACAUUAAAGUCCGAGAGUUGUACGCUGCCACGGAGGGAAACAUCGGCUUCAUCAACUACACGUCCAAAAUCGGUGCAGUGGGACGUCUCAAUUUCGUCCACAGGUAUUUCUUCCCGUACACUUUGAUCAAGUUUGACACGGAGAAGGAGGAGCCUGUCAGGAACGCCGCGGGUCUGUGCAUCGAGGCCGCCAGAGGUGAGACGGGACUUUUGGUCGGCAUGGUUACUCAGAGGUCGCCCUUCGUCGGCUACGCUGGCAACGAGCAACAGACCGAGAAGAAGAGGCUUCGCGACGUGAUGAAGAAAGGAGACCUGUACUUCAACACCGGAGAUUUACUUCGGGUUGACGACAUGAACUUUGUGUACUUUCAGGAUCGAGUUGGUGACACUUUCAGAUGGAAAGGAGAAAACGUUGCCACGUCGGAGGUUGCAGACAUUCUCACGAUGGCCGACUGCCUUUUUGAGGCAAAUGUCUACGGUGUUAAAGUUGAAGGUCACGAGGGUCGGAUCGGCAUGGCAGCUGUCACUCUGAAAGAAGGAGAAGAUUUUGACUCUUUGCACAUUUAUAAACUGGUCGUCAACUACCUGCCAGCGUACGCGAGACCCCGAUUCAUCCGGAUUCAGCCCUGCAUGGAGAUCACGGGGACAUUCAAGUUGAAGAAAGGGAAGUUGGUGGAGGAAGGAUUCAAUCCGGCCAACAUCAAAGAUCCUUUAUACUUUUUAGAUCCCGAGAAGAAGACGUAUGCUCCUCUGACUGAAGACAUCUACAAAGCAAUAGCUCGGCGGGAAAUUAAACUCUAACACAAAAGCUUUUAAAGUAGCAGGUACUGAACCAGGCAACAAAUUUCUUUCCUUUUUUUUUUUUUAAACAAAGAUGUAACAUCUCAGGGACGGACGAACUUUGCUACGUUGCGCAACUUUUUAACCCUCCCGUUAUCGUUAAUCCCUGCAGGUCGAUGUGAUAGCAACAAUUUAAACCCCAGGGUGAUGAUUAUUGCACAACUUUAUGUAUCCGGUAGUUUCAGGUCAUUUGUGACCGAUAGAAAAUAUGUGAAGAACAUUGAAAACAUUUCGUGUUCGUUUUAUGUACCACGUAGAUAAGGAAAGGUCGAUAAAAGCAAAUAUUACAAGCUGUCAUUUAGAGACGUGAAACAUCUGAAAUUGACCGCAAAGAUAAUAAGAAGGUUGAAAGAGUACUUUAUUAUUCAGGAAACUACUGUGCAUCAUUACGGUUUUUAUAAAUGUCUUCCUUAAUGCCAACAGUGUUUUAUGUGUCUUAUGGCCGCUGAUGUAUUUCUAAUAAUUAAACCGGUGGUAUUUUUUCCCCUGGCUUCUAUUUUAUUAUUGGCCAGAUAAAUGGUGGUUAGUCUCACACAGCUGUGCGUACGCUUUGGACAUCUUAUUUCUCAUUUGCAGAAUCUCUCUGAGGAACCUUUUGUGCCGUUGUGUACAAGCAGUUGGUGUGACAAUGUUCCAGCCUGUAACAAUACUGAGGGAGGGAUUCGGAUCUUUGUAUUUGGGGAGGGAGCAACAUUCAGACUGCUGAUUAAAACAAAGAAGGCUUUGUUCAUUCAAAUAAUUCAUUUGAAUACAUUUUUGUGACAAAUAUUGGAAUUAGCAGGUUUUAGAAAAAUGAUGCAGCUUUUUGUGUUUUGACCUCUAACUCAGAUGUGCUUUUUAUGUUGUUACAUCCCGUUUGUUUGACUUUCACAACUGGGUCAUAAGCAAGGUGGCGCGGUGUGGAAACACCAAGCUCAUGUAAUAAAGGGUGAAGUUCCACCAAA
This is a messenger RNA of Gasterosteus aculeatus aculeatus (three-spined stickleback), 3026 nucleotides long. It is a transcript of the gene slc27a2, whose product is annotated as solute carrier family 27 member 2. Gene Ontology annotation, molecular function: long-chain fatty acid transmembrane transporter activity; long-chain fatty acid-CoA ligase activity. The record is from RefSeq and is a predicted model, not a curated record. Gene Ontology annotation, cellular component: plasma membrane; endoplasmic reticulum membrane. NCBI's taxonomy places the organism in Eukaryota, Metazoa, Chordata, Actinopteri, Perciformes, Gasterosteidae. Gene Ontology annotation, biological process: long-chain fatty acid import into cell; long-chain fatty acid metabolic process.